Bombus impatiens (common eastern bumble bee) is the source of this 2112-nucleotide messenger RNA. It is a transcript of the gene Cyp4g15, whose product is annotated as cytochrome P450 4g15. The coding region runs from base 133 to 1815 and encodes 560 amino acids. Lineage: Eukaryota; Metazoa; Arthropoda; Insecta; Hymenoptera; Apidae. Gene Ontology annotation, molecular function: monooxygenase activity; heme binding; oxidoreductase activity, acting on paired donors, with incorporation or reduction of molecular oxygen. The record is from RefSeq and is a predicted model, not a curated record. The transcript has 8 exons.
CUCUAAGUAGGGGUGACCGUAGAAAGGUCCGGUUAUAAAAGAGAUCGCGCGAAGUUGGAAAACCAGUUCGGUGAUGGUUCAUCGACAACAACGCAUCGUUUAGGUAGUAUAAGCAUUUAGAUAACAUCAAUUAUGUCUACGGCCGGACCGGAAAUAGUAGCCGGAUCAAUGGCAGCCGCCUCGGCCACCGGAUUCUCGGCGACCACUGUAUUCUUAUCCCUUUUCAUCCCUGCUGUCGUUUUAUAUCUCAUUUAUUUCCGCCUCUCUAGGCAACAUAUGCUCAAACUUGCCGAAAGUCUACCAGGUCCACCAGCUUUGCCUAUCAUAGGAAAUGCCUUGGAUUUACUUGGAAGUUCCGACACCAUCUUCCAGAAUUUGUUGGCAAAAGCUGCUGACUACAAAGAUGUGGUUAGGUUGUGGAUUGGUCCCAAAUUAGUUGUUUUCCUGUUUGACCCACGCGACAUUGAAAUAAUCUUAUCCAGCAACGUGUACAUCGACAAAUCUGCCGAAUACAGGUUCUUCUAUCCAUGGCUUGGAGACGGUCUUCUCAUCUCAACUGGUCAGAAAUGGCGUAGCCAUCGUAAACUGAUCGCCCCAACCUUCCACUUAAACGUGCUGAAGAGUUUCAUCAACCUGUUCAACGCAAAUGCUCGCGAUGUUGUCGAAAGAAUGCGCAAAGAAGGUAGCAAAGAAUUUGACUGCCACGAUUAUAUGUCCGAACUCACCGUUGAAAUUCUUAUGGAAACUGCCAUGGGUGUCUCCAAGACUACUCAAGAUCGCAGUGGAUUCGAAUACGCCAUGGCAGUGAUGAAGAUGUGCGACAUCUUGCAUCUCCGUCACACCAAAGUAUGGCUCAGACCUGAUUGGCUGUUCAAUCUAACAAAAUACGGAAAGGACCAGAUCAAGUUGUUGGAAAUUAUCCACGGAUUAACCAAGAAAGUCAUCUCGCGUAAGAAGGAAGAUUACAAGAGCGGAAAGCGUAACAUCAUCGACACUAGCGCUCAGAAGAACGAAAAGGGCGACAACGCCACCGUCGUAGAGGGUGUUUCGUUUGGUCAAUCGACCGGUCUUAAGGAUGAUUUAGAUGUUGAUGAUGACGUUGGUGAGAAGAAGAGACAAGCUUUUCUCGAUCUCUUGAUCGAAGCUGGUCAAGAAGGCGUCAUCCUUACCGAUAAAGAAGUUAGAGAACAAGUCAAUACCAUUAUGUUUGAGGGACACGAUACAACUGCAGCCGGAGCCAGCUUCUUCCUUGCAUUGAUGGGUUGUCACCCUGACGUACAAGAGAAAGUUAUUCAAGAACUCGAUGAGAUCUUUGGUGACAGUGACAGACCAGCCACCUUCCAAGAUACUUUAGAGAUGAAAUAUCUCGAACGUUGCCUCUUGGAAACGCUUCGAUUAUACCCACCAGUACCAAUUAUCGCUCGGGAGAUCAAAACAGAUCUGAAAUGCAUGAGUGGAAACUACACAAUCCCAGCUGGCUGCACAGUUGUCAUUGCUACCUACAAGCUACACCGACAUCCAAGCAUCUAUCCUAAUCCUGAUGUCUUCAAUCCUGAUAACUUCCUACCAGAAAAUACCGCAAAACGUCAUUAUUACGCUUUCGUGCCAUUCUCGGCUGGUCCACGAUCCUGUGUAGGAAGGAAAUACGCAAUGCUCAAACUGAAGAUCAUCCUGUCGACGAUCCUCAGAAAUUUCCGCAUAAGAUCUAACUCGAAGGAGUCCGAUUUCAGACUACAAGCUGAUAUUAUCUUAAAGAGAGCAGACGGUUUCAAUAUCAAGCUCGAACCUAGAAAAGUAGUAGCGGCCACGGCAUAAAAAUGCAAGGACGAUUUAACAUAAGAAUUUUUAUUUCAAAGGAAAAUUACAAAUCGUGGUAGGUUAUAGGCUCCCCGCACAAUCACACAGCGGGUGACAAAAUACUUAAUCACACACGCGAAUCGUUAAACGUCAUACUUUUCGAGCAUGCGCGGGAAACUAUUCCCUCAGAUUAUAUGCUUGUGUAUAAAUGUAUGUAUAUUUCUGUUCAUCGUGUAAUGUAUGAAUAUAUUUACUAUUUACGUUGAUAUUUAUCUUAUGCAAUAAAUUAUGCAUCCAUAGCGUUGCAAAAUCCGA